AUGAUCGGGAGACAGUGGUCAGUCAUACUCGUGCGGUCGAAGCGAAGCGACAGCACCGGGGCACUCACCACAUCCUUGAUCGCGUUAGCGAUCUCCUUCAUCGCAGCCUCCGUCCCCAGUUUCUUGGUCGGUUGGAGGAUGUUGGCCUCGUACUUCGAAGGCGUGGCAAGAAAGUACUUGUCCAUCGCCUUCGAAAGGCGAGGCUUGCCCAUCUGGGCAAAGAGCUGUUGCUCCCUCUCUGCCGCCGUGACAGUCAUCGACACGACCGGACUCGACCUCAUCGGACUCGAGCGUGGCAAGGCAUCGUCGAGGUCCGACAUGCCUGACAGGCCUACGGCCUCGCGUGAACGACCUAGGUGUGUCGGCAGCGAUUGGGUGGCGGCGGGGGCGGGGGGCGCAAGCUGGCGCAAGUGUAGACGUGCCAACUCACAGGCCUGGCGCGCAAUCUCUGCCGUUGACGCGCAUCGAUUCCGCGGCGUUGGGGCUGGGCUUUCAUGGGUCCUCGCGCGUCUGAGGCGAAGUUCGUCCAACACGGCGCCGACUCGCACGCCAAAGUUCUAGCGCCGCCUCAUCUUCAACCUCGACCUCGACCGCAAUGGCAUCGAACUCUCUCACGGUGUCGAGCUAAAGCGCUGGUAGUUCUGACGCAGCUUCUACAUCCGCCGACCCCCAGCUGCCUUCGACGUCUGACACGUACGACCAGGCGCCGCGAGGGACGCGCUUCACUGCAGGGACGCGCUUCCCUGCUGGCCACGACAGCGACUACAGCGACCGCAAAUGCGCCCAGGAACGCGACCGCAAACUUGGCGUCGGGCCCUCUACCUCGGUAUCGCACUCGUCGAGCCACUUCGACCUCAUUACGACCGCGCCGGGAGGCGGCCUCGGCAGAGCGAGCAACAGCCAGAGCCGAAAGGAUCUUCCAGGCGGUCCAGAUGCACCAAAAACACUGUCCGGCCCUUGAGGCCUACUUCUUCGGCCAUCCGACCGCUGAGGAGCUCGCUAACAAGAUCUGGCCCAAGCAGUCCAACAUUGGCACCGAAGAAGCGCUGGGCGAGGUUAUAGCAGAUGUCAUCAACCAGGUGCGUCGACGCCUGGGCUACUCGACCGCUUGGCGGCGUGAGUUGCGAAAUGUAUGCCUCCGAUGGCUGACGUCGUUUCUCACUCUUGGGCCUCAGACUGGAGACCGGCGACUGGUCGCCUGCAAGAACUCGACCCAGUACAUCAGCGUCGCACCUAACCGCGUAAAGACGACCGAUAAGACGGCCGACGUCGUGCUCUUGACCCACGCUGCGGUCGCGCACGACCCAACCCUCCCGAAUGUAUGGGCCCUUCCCAGUCACGCCGAUCCGCAAGCCAAGGAAGCCGCCCCCGAUGCGGAUCUCGACACCAACGUGAACGGAACCGGCAAGGGCCAGCAUCAGAACGAUGAGGCCGAGGCCGUGGACGCCGACAACGAUGGGUACGACAAGUACGACGAGGACGACAACGACGACGACGACGAAAACAAGACCGAGGUCAAGGUGGACCUGAACCGGGCCAAACGCUCCUUUACGCACGUGGCUGCCGUCGGCGAGACUAAAACGGACAACUCCAACGCCGAGAGCCAGUUGUUCAGACGUUUGUCGGCACUCCUUGCGACGCCGAUUCGAGAAUAUGCGAUCGGGUUUACCCUGCACGGCGACCGUCUCAAAGUCUACGUUAUGACUUCUUGCGGCAUGUUCUUCACCAAACACAGAACGGUCACCAAAGAAAAUGGAGAGCUGUCGACCUUCUUGUACCGUCUCCUCAAACACAGUGAUCGGCUUAACGGCGUUCUCCCCACCACUACCUCGCUCGACGACCGCUACGGCCCGUUCACGCUCUGCCCCGACUUCUUCCCGCCGGCGGCCUCCGAGUUCAGCGGGGGAGCAACGACAAUGUCCAACGUCAAGAUCGAGAAGCUUUUGUUCCGUCGACGAAGAGAGUGCGGCCGUGCGACAUCGACAUACGAGAUCACCCUUGGUGAGGGCGCCAACGUCAGGACUCGCGCGAUGACAAUCACCUGGGUCGAGCAGUCGCGCAACUCGGACUUGGCCGAGAUACGCAACCUGAUUCAAAAAAAGAGACCCCGAGGGCUCGCUCCGCUGGUCGGCGUCUUUCGCACCGAAUACAGGACCCUCCCCAUGUUCCUACCCGGCGACGAAUCCCUGAAAGGUGUCACCCCGCGGGCCAGGGAGGUCGUCGUUCACGAAGAGUGCUACAACUCACUCGCCACGCUCGAAAACACCAAGCAGCUCGCGCGCGCUCUCGAGGGUGCGAUUGAGGGUGAGUGCUCAGAGCAGAGCGGGACAGCGCGCUGAAGGGUGUGCCUGCACUGACGACCCUUUCCGUGUACGAUGUACGACUGCGCCCUUGCGUGACAGGGCAUCGCCAGCUUUGGAAUCACGGUUUCAUCCACCGGGACGUGUCCUAUGGCAACGUAAUGGUGGACCAAUACGGCAAAGGAAUAUUGAUCGACUACAAUCUGGCGGUGAAGAAGGCUCGAACGGCAGAAGAAGAGUGUCGCCUCAGCCGCUCGGUACGUUCUCGCGUCCGUGCUAGCCCUCAACACGUUCUUGGACUCACCCAACUCCUUCCCACCCUUCCCCUGUACCAUGAUCAACCACAGGGAACGCGACCCUAUAUCUCUCGACUCUUGCUCAGCCCCGCAACUGAGGGUGUGGUGCACGAGCGCUGGCACGACAUCGAGUCCUUUUUUUAUGUGGCGUCCCGCACGGCUUUUCAAUCUGAGUCUGCCGGCCCGCCCCUUUUCGAGAAGCCGAAAGCCGAGCGUAUCUGGAACGUGUGGAAUGCCAAGGAUCUCGACGAUGCAGCAGGCAGGAAAAAUGGGCUGUCUACGGAACACGGCUUCGAGGAGCUCCUGAACGCAUGCGCAUCUCAUUGGUCUGGCGUGGAGAAGGUCCUGAGUGUCCUGCAGCAAAAUUGCUCGCUGGAUCAGUCUUUCGCAAGGGUGAGACCCAUCAAUACAGAGCCAGAACUUGCGUCGCUUUGGAACUCCGGUCAGAUGUCGUAUGAACACGUCCAGGCGGCUUUGAAGGCACUUUGCGAGUAG
Messenger RNA from Microbotryum saponariae, 3091 nucleotides. Lineage: Eukaryota; Fungi; Basidiomycota; Microbotryomycetes; Microbotryales; Microbotryaceae. The record is from the annotation of a GenBank genome assembly.